Molecule: messenger RNA, 1380 nt
Organism: Penicillium manginii
Lineage: Eukaryota; Fungi; Ascomycota; Eurotiomycetes; Eurotiales; Aspergillaceae
Product: putative aminotransferase family protein (LolT)
Exons: 4
Coding region: 1-1380 (459 amino acids)
Source: RefSeq, a predicted model, not a curated record
AUGGCUACUACUCAGCCCACUCCCUUCGGGAAACCAAUGUUGAAACAUUGGCUCUUCGAUCCUUCAUACAAGAAUCUCAACCAUGGUUCCUUCGGCGCACACCCAGCGCCAGUCCGCGAUGCCCAACGUGCAUUCUUAGACAUCGCAGACCUCCGACCAGAUCCAUAUAUCCGAAAACAGCACACAAAGAUUCUCGACAAAGCCCGCCAGAGCGUAGCAACAAUCAUCAACGCGCCCAAAGAAGAAUGUGUCUUCGUGAAAAACGCCACAACAGGCGUCGCGACCGUCCUCUAUAAUCUAAACUUCCAGCCCAACGAAGCGCUCAUCUAUUUCGAACCCGUCUACGGAGCCGUGGAGAAAGGCAUCGUCUCCAUGCAAGAGCACAGCCCCUUCCAGGCCCGAAAAGUAAACUACCACUACCCCAUCACCGAGGACGAACUCGAGCGCCGCUUCCGCGAAACCGUCACUCGGGCCCGGGACGAAGGACUGACUGUCCGCGCCGCGGUCUUCGAUACCAUCGUCAGUAACCCGGGUGUUCGAUUCCCCUUUGAGAAAUUCGUCACUAUCUGUCGCGAGGAGGGCAUUCUGAGCGUCAUCGACGGCGCACAUGGUAUUGGGCAAAUCCCGCUGGAUAUGAGCGUCCUCCAGCCCGACUUUCUGACCUCCAAUUGCCACAAAUGGCUAUACACCCCGCGCAGCGCAGCCAUCCUCUACAUACCCAAGCGCAAUCAACACUUCAUGCGCAGCACCCUCCCCACAUCAUGGGGUUUCAUCCCGGCAGCCGGCUCAGCGGAAACAAUCGCCUCAGUCCUGCAAGACCCAACAGCCGCGAAAGCCCAAACCCCCUUCGAAGAGCUCUUCGAAUUCGUCGCCACCAGCGACGACUCGGCUUACAUCUGCGUCGAAGCGGCGCUGAAAUUCCGCAAGGAGGUCUGCGGCGGCGAAGAGGCUAUCAUGGCAUACUGCCAGAAAGUCACCAACGAGGGCGCAGAUGCAGUUGCCUCGAUCCUCGGCACAGAAGUGCUCCAGGAGCCCGGGUUGAAGAGUGGGGAGGAGAGUCGGAUGCGCGCUUGUGCGUUGACGACGGUUCGUCUGCCUAUCGCUGUUGCGGAUGAUCUGGACUUGGCGGAUCUCAGCCUGGGUGAGGAGAAGAAUCGACCGGUCGAGGGGGGCUCUCGUAACUCUGUCUUCUCGGGAGGCGGCUCGUGCUUUUGCCGCACUUUGAUGGAAAAGUUUGAUACCUUUGUGUCUACUUUUCAACAUGGGCCGUGGCUGUGGACGCGGUUGAGUGGGCAGGUUUAUUUGGAGAAGGCUGAUUUCGAGUGGUUGGGUGGUAUAUUGCGUGAAUUGUGUGAACAGAUUGCUCGGAAUGAGUAUUAG